AUGGGGAAACUGAGGCCUGGGGAAGGGGAGUGGCUGGGCUCCAGCCACACAGGAAGACCCUUCCCGCUCUGGAGCUUCCUGCUGCUGCUCGGGUCCCUCCUGAGCUGUGGUCUCGGGAGCAGUGCUCAGGGUCCAGGUGAGUGGACUCUGUGGGGUUCCUGGACCCGCUGUUCCAGCUCAUGUGGGCAGGGAGUCUCCGUGCGCAGCCGGCACUGCAUCCGGUUUCCUGGCGAGGAGCCUUGCUGGGGGGACAGCCAUGAGUACCGCCUCUGCCAGCUGCCGGACUGCCCCCCAAGGGCCGUGCCCUUCCGAGACUUACAGUGUGCCCUCUACAAUGGCCGUCCCGUCCUGGGCACUCAGAAGACCUACCAAUGGGUGCCUUUCCAUGGGGCACCCAACCAGUGCGACCUCAACUGCUUGGCCGAGGGCCACGCCUUCUACCACAGCUUUGGCCGCGUCCUGGACGGCACCCCCUGCAGCCCAGGCGUGGAGGGGCUCUGCGUGGCCGGCCGCUGCCUCAGCGCCGGAUGUGACGGGCUGCUGGGCUCGGGCACCCGCGAAGACCAAUGUGGCCGCUGCGGCGGCGCCAACGACUCGUGCCUCUUCGUGCAGCGCGUGUUCCGCGAUGCCGGUGCCUUCGCCGGGUACUGGAACGUGACCCUGAUCCCCGAGGGCGCCAGACACCUCCGCGUCACCCAUCGGAGCCGCAACCACCUGGCGCUGUUGGGGAGCGACGGGCGCUACGUGCUUAACGGGAACUGGGCGGUCAGCCCAUCCGGGACCUACGAGGCGGCGGGGACCCGCGUGGUCUACACCCGCGCCGCCGCCGGGCCGGAGGAGACGCUGCACGCCACGGGGCCCACUUCCCAGGACCUGCUCCUGCAGGUCCUCCUGCAGGAGCCCAACCCCGGUGUCGAGUUCGAGUUCUGGCUCCCUCGGGAGCGCUACGGCCCCUUCCAGGAGCAGACGCAGGCCCUGGGCUGGUCCCUGCGGCAGCCGCAGCCUCGGGAGGUGGAGCCUCAGCCUCCUGAGCCCCCCGCCCCUGCUGCCAUCCCCCCACGGACCCCAGCCCCGGCCCCAGACCCCUGUGCGCCCUGCCCCGACACCCGCGGCCGCGCCCACCGGCUGCUCCAGUACUGCAGCAGCGACUUCGUCUUCAGGGCCCGUGUGCUUGGCCGCCGCCGUCAAGCCCAGGAGACUCGCUACGAGGUGCGCGUGCAGCAGGUCUACAAAAACCGCUCACCACUGCAGACUCGCGAGUACGUGUGGGCACCGGGCCUCUGUCCCUGCCCACCGCUGACCCCCCAUCAUGAAUACCUGCUGGCCGCCCGGCGCCUGGUCAGCCCCGACGGCACACAGGACCGGCUGCUGCUGCCCCAUUCCGGCUACGCCCGACCCUGGAGCCCUGCCGAGGACAGCCGCGUGCGCCUAGCCGCCCGGCACUGCCCUGUCUGAACCGUUGGAUGAGACCCCAUCACAUGCAGCAAGAAAGACAUCUGCCCAGACUGGAACUCUACGUAUUUCCCCUCUUGUCCUGGCUUCCAGGGAGCUCAGAAAUAUCUCCAGCUGCAGCUUUGUGACUGCCCUAUCACACGCGCACUUAGACCCCCUGGGCGAAGUCAGACCCACUGUCAGGAGCAGGUAGGCACUGGUGAGGACACACUAAGUAGAUUCUUUAACUCUUAUUUUCUCUAUUGCCCUGGCUGCCAGGAAGCUCAUUGCUAUUUUACACCCAGAAACUCUGUGUCUGUUUUUAUUUCCUUUGUCUCAUGCUCACUUGGUUAGAGACACUGUCACAAACAAGCAUGGCCCAGAAGAAGAUAUACCUAACACGAUAUUGUAAUACACACACACACACACACACACGUAUGUAUGUAUGUAUGUAUGUAUGUAUGUAUGUAUGCAUGCAUGCAUGCAUGCAUGCACACCAGUUUCCCUUCUUGCCGUGGCUACCAGGAAGCUCAUCCCUGCAUUACUCUCUGACACUCUGCUCCCUCUUCUCUCUGCCACUCACAGACACACACCUUCAAGUAUUCAAAGACGUUCACAAAUGGGCAUGGCAUGUCCCUUAGAAGACAUGCCUAAUCAGGCACUGUAACCUACUAAUUUCCCUUUUUGCUCUGGCUACCAGGAAGCUCAAGGAUAAGCUUGACUCCAUCCUCAAUGAUUCUGGCUGUCUUUCCUCCAGUUAACACUGCUGUUCACCCCUUUUAUACUCCUAUUUAAUUUUUACAUGCACUUUUUUUUUUUUUAACAAAG
Trichechus manatus latirostris (Florida manatee) is the source of this 2259-nucleotide messenger RNA. RefSeq names its product ADAMTS like 5 (gene ADAMTSL5). The record is from RefSeq and is a predicted model, not a curated record. Gene Ontology annotation, cellular component: extracellular matrix. Gene Ontology annotation, biological process: proteolysis; extracellular matrix organization. Gene Ontology annotation, molecular function: protein binding; metalloendopeptidase activity. The coding region runs from base 1 to 1455 and encodes 484 amino acids. The transcript has 12 exons. NCBI's taxonomy places the organism in Eukaryota, Metazoa, Chordata, Mammalia, Sirenia, Trichechidae.